Oikopleura dioica is the source of this 1263-nucleotide messenger RNA. NCBI's taxonomy places the organism in Eukaryota, Metazoa, Chordata, Appendicularia, Copelata, Oikopleuridae. The record is from the annotation of a GenBank genome assembly.
AUGCUGAGCAAGAGAAGUCUCGCGUUGACGUCGAUCUGCUACAAUCUCUGUGCGAUUCUAGCCACUCUUCUCGUGGAUAUUAUUGCGCCAGGGCCCUUUGCUUCGUGUCUUCCUGUUCGACCUGUGGCGGACAACGGCUAUGUUGGGUUUAUUCUGACACGUGCUGUUCUGUCUUCGGCAAAACACAGACCUUCUUACCUCAUUAACUCUGCUACAAGAGAGGGACAACAAUUUGUCCUCCAGAGCGUUUACGGCAGCAGAAACAUAGCCUGGCCCUGGUUUAUUCGGUACGCGACGGAUUACAGCUACAACUGGCCGAUUUGGCAUGUCCUUCACUUGUACGAUUACGGACAGCGCAUCGUAUUUAUGUCGUUUCUCCUCAAUCUACUUCUUACAGCUGGAGCUGUUGCUGCCUUCGCCGGUGUGAGUAGACGGGCACUUCAUUCCGUCGUCGUGGCAGACUUAUCGACUGUCCUGUUUUUUCUCGCGACUCCAUUAUGGACCAUUGAUCCACUGAGUCCUUUUCCGCUGGCCUCGUUUCUCGCCAUUUUUGGCUUUUAUUUGUAUGAAGGCGGAAGUGCACAGUUUGCUGGUGCCUUUUUAAUAUCUAUCUCGGCGAUCUGUCCCGGUGCGUUUAUGCACGGAACGUGUGCGAUUCUCUCCUUCGCGAAAAAUGUGCUCAAUUUCAUCACAAGCACUUGGAGUGAUUUUUGGAAACGGAGUUGGUCUUCGCGCGUGUUCGUCGCGCUGCCGAAGGCAACAAUCUACGUUUACUGGAUUCUUUUCCAGUCAGGAAUGGCGCUGAUAGGAUAUGGCACCUUUUCCGUCAUAUUUUUCUUCCUCAACAGAGUUGGAAGAACUGAUAAUAUGGUUGGCGAUUCAACCUACAACUUUAAAAGUCUCAACGGGCGAGCGGCGAAGCUGACUGAGUAUGCCAAGCUGCCCAUUCAGUACCUUACCGUCUCGCAAUUUGGCAAAGCGGAGACAAUAACUGACCAUCAUUCACUGUGGUCCAAAGUGUACAGAAACUUAUUAUUUCUCGUCCUUUGUCCACUUAUCGUCUCUGUUGGGAAGAUAUUUCUGGGCAGCUUCCGGGCAACUAUUAAACGAAAAAGCAAACUCGUCUAUGCCUUCAGAAGACCAGAGAAGCGAUUUUGGCGAUUUAUUCCUCAUGCGCUUAUAUUUUUCGGCACAGUUCUUCACACUUUAUCUCAUCGGCACUGUUACGGCUUGAAAUAUCUAGGUUAUUCUUGUGCUUUAUGA